Pyrus x bretschneideri (Chinese white pear) is the source of this 1893-nucleotide messenger RNA. RefSeq names its product diacylglycerol kinase 1. The record is from RefSeq and is a predicted model, not a curated record. Gene Ontology annotation, molecular function: ATP-dependent diacylglycerol kinase activity. NCBI's taxonomy places the organism in Eukaryota, Viridiplantae, Streptophyta, Magnoliopsida, Rosales, Rosaceae.
CCAUCCUUUCUUACUUGUCUUGCCAAAAUUGAAUUUCCAGCACUUUUCUUAUUUUAUUUCCAAAUGGGUUUUCUGCGAGUUAAUUUUUGUGCCAUUUGAUGUAUGUUUAUUCUUCAAAGACUGAAUCUUUCAACUUGUUUAUGACCACCAAUGCAAAUUCUUGGACUAAUCACUACGGAAAUUUUAGACCCAAAAUGGCAAAUUCGAACUCUGGGGAGGAAUUCUUGAAGGAUUUCAGAAUUCCCAAGUAUGUACUAGUGCCUGAAUCAAAGAGUGAAAAUGUUGCUGAUGUACCGCAAUGUCCGGUUUUAGUGUUUAUCAACUCCAAAAGUGGUGGCCAGCUUGGUGGGGAUCUUCUUGUAUCAUACCGUUCCCUUCUAAAUGAAAGUCAGGUUUAUGAUCUGGGGCAAGAGGCUCCGGAUAAGGUUCUUUGCCGAAUCUAUGCCAAUCUUGAAAAGCUCAAGCGCAAUGGGGAUAAAUUCGCUACAAAUAUCCAAGAGAGAUUGAGAAUCAUUGUUGCAGGUGGCGAUGGAACAGCUGGUUGGCUUCUUGGAGUUGUUUCUGAUCUCAAGUUAUCUCAUUCGCCACCAAUAGCAACAGUACCACUAGGAACAGGAAACAAUCUUCCUUUUGCAUUUGGAUGGGGGAAGAAGAAUCCUGGGACAGAUCCUCAAUCUGUGAAGCAGUUUUUGGACCAAGUAAAGAGAGCCAAGGAAAUGAAAAUAGACAGCUGGCACAUUCUCAUGAGGAUGAGGAAGUCAAAAGAAGGUCCGUGCGAUCCCAUUGCGCCUCUUGACCUACCACAUUCUUUGCAUGCAUUUGGCCGUGUCUCUGAUUCAAAUGAGCUGAGCAUGGAAGGCUGCCAUACCUUUCGUGGGGGAUUUUGGAACUAUUUCAGUAUGGGAAUGGAUGCUCAAGUAUCAUAUGCAUUUCAUACUGAGCGAAAGCAGCAUCCCGAAAAGUUCAAAAAUCAGUUAACUAAUCAGACUACUUAUGCAAAGAUUACCCAUUCACAAGGCUGGUUUUCUUCUCCUCGUUCUCAAUCUGCUGCACGGGACAUAGCACAAUUUGCAAAGGUGAAGAUCAUGAAAAAUGAUGGCCAAUGGGAAGAUCUACAAAUUCCUCCAAGUAUCAAGUCAAUCGUGAUCCUCAAUUUGCCUAGCUUUUCUGGUGGUUUUAAUCCUUGGGGAGUCCCAAUUAGGAAGAGGCGUAAUGGAGGUUUUACUCCAGCAUAUGUAGACGAUGGUCUCAUUGAAGUCGUUGGUUUUCGAGAUGCAUGGCAUGGGCUUGUUUUGCUUGCAAAGGGACAUGGGACUCGUCUUGCCCAGGCCCACCGUAUUCGCUUUGAGUUUCACAAGGGUGCAAUUGAUCAUACGUACAUGAGGAUCGACGGGGAACCCUGGAAGCAAACCCUCCCAGUUGACGAUGAAACCGUCAUGGUUGAAAUCUCUCACCUUCGCCAGGUGAACAUUCUUGCUCGACAUGGCUGCAGGUCUAAAAGCGUUUACAAUCCUGAGUCACCUAGCGGCCAGGGAAAUGAGGAAGAUGAUUGGGAUGAUGAAGAAACUCAUGAAUCAGCAGAGUAUAGGAAGUUUGGUGCAGCAGACACAUUUAAGCUCCCCGAAGAGAUUGAUAUUUCGCAUCUCAGUUAACUUCUUAUUAAGUUGUUCCUUUCUCAGUCCCAGUCCAAAUUCCCCUAUUAACGAGUGAGAUUUCUUUUGGAAUUUCAUUAACAUCUUAGCUUAGUAACAUUUCUAGCAGGAAGCCAUAGAAGAUCUUUCUAUCGGUUCAUUGUUUUGUGACGAAUUGCUUUCUAGGGUUCUUACUUAGUAACCCCAUUGUUAUCUACCUGUACAUGAUUGAUUUGUGGAUGAAUGCAAAUAAUUCUUUUAA